AUGGAGGAGAGUUCGCUACUGGGUCCCAGCGCCGUGGGCGUGCGGCACCUGGGUCUGUGGGCGGCGCCGGGGGACACGGGGCCCCCUGGGGGGUCGCUGCGGCUGGCGCUGGUGGUGGCCGCGCACCUCGGCCUCUUCUCCACCUCCACCGCCAACCUCGUCAUGGACACGCCGGACGACCUGGAGGUGCUCACCAUCAACGCCUUCGCCUGCAUGACCACACUCGGGAUGAUCGUCAAGGUGGUGUCGUACGUGGUGGACCGCGGCAGCUUCAACGCUCUGCUGGUGCGGCUGGCGGCCGCUCGCCGAGCACACGCCGACCCCGGCGGCCGCAACGCCGCCACGCGCGCCCGCAGGCUCGCCUUCGGCACCGCGCUCUACAGGUUCACACAGGUGUCGACGGUGUUCUGCACGAGUCUGUGGUCGGUGGCGCCGCUGCUGGGGGGCUCGUCGGGCUCGCGGGACUUCCCCGUGCCGAUCUGGUUGCCGCUGGACAUGCGCGCCACGCCCACCUACCAGGUCGUCUACCUCCUCCAGGUCUUCUGCAUCUGGGCCGUCGUCCAGGGGACCGUCUUCCUAGACACGACCUUCCAGAUCCUGAUGCUGCAGUUGGCUGCCGAACUGGAGGUCCUCAACGAUAACGUAGCUGCCAUCUACAACCGGGAAGUGGGCCCAUCCGCAGUAAAGCGAGCAGAGGACAUCAAAAUCGACGCGUCGCCGCAGAGGAAAAAGGACGAAGCCAGUGAUAGACACGGAUACAUUCAACUUCACACAGAUACAGCAGAGGAUGAGAUGUACAGUCAUCUCGUCAGCAAUAUAAAGCACCACCAAACAGUAAUAGGUUGUCUAAGCCAGUUGGAAACCGUGAUGAGUCACUCAACGCUGAUACUCCUGUCAUCCAAUAUGGUCUGCAUCUGCUUACACAUCUUCGUGACGGCAGUGCUGUUGCAGGAUGAAAUUCAGUUUGACAAGACUUUCAAGAUGAUGUGUGCGUUUGCAAUCUACACGUACCAGACUGGGCUCUUCUGCUUAAUUGGACAAACCAUAAUCGACCAGAGUGAACGGCUGGUGAAUUCGGCGUUCAGCUGCGCCUGGCCGGACGCCGAUGCCCGCUUCAAGCUGUCGCUGUCCGUGUUCAUGGUGAGGUCAGCUCGCCUGCUGGAGAUAAGGGUCGGCAAGAUGUACACUCUCUCCAGGGAGACCUUCUUGCAGAUUCUAAAUGGAUCCUACAGAUUAUUUAAUUUACUGUAUCAGACCAAUCUAGAAAAUUAGGAAAUUGUCCUCUGAACUGUGGAUAACUGUCUCAUAUUAUUUCAGAGACCAGCAAUGUAUGAAACAAAUAACAGAUUUAUUGAGUUUCACCAAGCUCUAACACAAAAUAGUCUAAAGCUUUGAUGUAGAUAAGUACAACCACAGCUUUUUGAGCCUAGUAGACAAAUCUUUGACAAAAUUAAAGAGCUUCAGUUUAGUUCUUUUAAUAAUCAG
This is a messenger RNA of Schistocerca gregaria, 1485 nucleotides long. RefSeq names its product odorant receptor Or2-like. The transcript is spliced from 7 exons. The coding region runs from base 1 to 1272 and encodes 423 amino acids. NCBI's taxonomy places the organism in Eukaryota, Metazoa, Arthropoda, Insecta, Orthoptera, Acrididae. The record is from RefSeq and is a predicted model, not a curated record. Gene Ontology annotation, cellular component: plasma membrane. Gene Ontology annotation, molecular function: olfactory receptor activity; odorant binding. Gene Ontology annotation, biological process: sensory perception of smell; detection of chemical stimulus involved in sensory perception of smell.